Messenger RNA from Solanum pennellii, 1005 nucleotides. RefSeq names its product DNA-directed RNA polymerases II and IV subunit 5A-like. Gene Ontology annotation, biological process: DNA-templated transcription. The coding region runs from base 88 to 477 and encodes 129 amino acids. Gene Ontology annotation, cellular component: RNA polymerase II, core complex; RNA polymerase I complex; RNA polymerase III complex. The transcript has 3 exons. NCBI's taxonomy places the organism in Eukaryota, Viridiplantae, Streptophyta, Magnoliopsida, Solanales, Solanaceae. Gene Ontology annotation, molecular function: DNA binding; DNA-directed RNA polymerase activity. The record is from RefSeq and is a predicted model, not a curated record.
UUUUCCUUGCAAGAGGAAAUAGAUGUUGAAAAGUUACGCGUCAAAUUUUGAGGGAAAAAAAGUUCUAAAAUUAUAGAGUAAUCGCUGAUGCUCUCUACAAUUAGGUUUCUUCAAUAUUUCAUGCAUACUAUCCAGAUAUAUGUGUUCUUCCCGGAGGAGCCAAAGGUUGGUGUUAAGACCAUGAGAACUUAUACAGAGCGCAUGAAAAAAGAAGAUGUCUUCCAAGCAAUCCUGAUUGUAAAACAAAAUUUGACUCCCUUUGCUCGUACCUGCAUAAGUGAAAUAUCUAUAAAGUUCCACUUGGAGGUUUUCCAGGAGGCAGAGAUGUUGGUAAACAUAAAAAACCAUGUUCUAAUUCCUGAGCACCAGACACUUACUCUUGAAGAAAAGAAGACCUUGUUGGAAAGAUAUACUGUGAGGUUCGUCUUUGUAAUAUUAUUUCACUUGCUAAAGUUUUCACCUCAUAUAAUACACUAAAUACUGUUGAAGGCAUUUUUAUUGAGCUAGUGUAGUGGAGGUCAAGAGUGAAAGAAUGGAGUAAACUAGAAAAAAACCAAUUUAACAGUUAAUUCAAUGGCUUUGUAUUCCCUUUCAACCCAUUGGGAAUGCGUUUGUUGGAAGGGAUAUAAUUGGAGAUGGAAAAAAGAAGAUAGAACAGCAUUCUUCAUGAUAGUGUUAAAGCCAAUACUGUCUUGUUCCCUUUGUAGUGUAGAAAAAAUUAAGCAUUUUUUCUUUGCGUUUUAUUCUAUGUGAAAGAUAAUCGAAACCUUGUAUCAAUUAGCUAUUUGCCUAUGUUACUUACCGAUAUGUGGUCUGAACUAGUUUUUGAUGUUUUCACCGGUUGAGUGGAUAGAACAGACAAGUAGUGUUAGUUAGUUAUUUGCUUAAGCUUUACCCCUUCAAAAGAGGCGAUUUAGAGUCUCGAGUUUUCUCUACCCAAUCUAACCAUGUAAAAACAGGGACGCUUUACGUUCUUGAAAUGAUAACCAUCUUUUUGUCAACUUA